AUGUCGAUACAAACUUUUAAUGAAAAAACGAAGUCACCACUGUCUUCGGGACUUAAGAAUUACAUUGCUGAACGACAAAUUGAACUGCCUUUAAAAAUAAUAGGCGCAAUUUUGGUUUCUUAUUUUUUGGCUCCAGACCCACAAAAUCCUUUUUCAAAGUUCCUUUUUAUCUCAUACCCUAUAUACAAAUCUGAAUCUGAUGGGUCAGUUCUUUAUGGAAAAGGAUAUUGGGAUUUGGCUUACAUUGCUUUUUGGGUGGUAAAUUUUACUUUAAUCAGAGAGUGUAUUAUGUGGUACAUAUUAAGACCUUUGGCAAUAUGGGGUGGAAUUAAAAGCUCAAGAAAAAUAAACAGAUUUAUGGAGCAAGGUUAUGUUACUAUAUAUUAUAUCAUAGCUGCCUCGUUUGGUUUGAUUAUAAUGAACAAUAGUCCAUACUCGUUUUAUGAAACAAGACACCUUUGGAUUGGUUAUCCUCAUUAUAAAAUGACAUAUCUUUUAAAGUCUUAUUACCUCAUUCAAUUCUCUUUUUGGCUUCAACAAAUUGUGGUCUUAGUCCUGCAACUUGAGAAACCUCGUAAAGACCUUUUACAAUUAAUUGCUCAUCAUAUUAUCACUAUUUUGUUGAUUGGUGGUAGUUACAUAUCAAAUUUUACAAGAACUGGAAAUACAGUAUUUAUUACAAUGGAUGCUUCGGAUAUUUGGUUAGGGCUGUCAAAAUGUUUGAAAUACUUGUCUUUUCCUGGUUACGUUACCAACGCAAUGUUUAUAUUUUUCAUGAUAAUAUGGAUAUACAAUCGACAUUAUUUAUAUGGGAUAAUCACCUAUGCUCUUUGGGCUGAUUCCUGUCUUCCUGAAAACAACGAGUGUAUUUGGGAUCCGUUAAAUGGAUAUUGGCUUACAUGGUGGUCAAAAUAUAUUAUUUUACUAGGAAUGACUCUUUUACAAAUCUUAAUGAUUUAUUGGUUUACUCUUAUCUUGAAAAUUGUGUGGAAAGUUAUUAAUGGGAAAAAUGCCGAAGAUACUAGAAGUGAUACUGAAAAGUAA
Molecule: messenger RNA, 1044 nt
Organism: Cetraspora pellucida
Lineage: Eukaryota; Fungi; Glomeromycota; Glomeromycetes; Diversisporales; Gigasporaceae
Source: the annotation of a GenBank genome assembly